AUGUCGAUAACCCCAAGAGAUGAUAGACACUAUACCCGUUCCCUCCUCAGAUCACCACCGUCUGCCGAAUCCCAAGCUAUCUCGCACACCAUCACCACCCUCCAGCUUCAAUCCCACAUUGAAGGUGGCUAUUUCCAUGAGACAGACCGCGACCCACUCCUUGUGCCCAACCCGUUCAAAAACCUUCCGCUGUUGACCAACGCCACGUCUAGGGACACAUCGGAUACCAGGAACGCGUCGACGACAAUCUACUAUCUCCUGAGUCCAAAGAGUCCCGUGGGACGGUUCCAUCGCAAUAGGGGCCGGACAGUGCACACCUUGCACUGGGGUCGAGGGCGCUAUGUCAUCUUGCAUUUCGAUCAGAAGGAUUCCUCCAACGGCGAAAUUCCCGUCGAGACCUUCGUUGUGGGGAAGGACAUUGAGAAGGGAGAAAAAGUCCAAUGGAUUGUUGAGGGUGGGAAGUUCAAGGCGAGCUUUCUGCUCCCCGACGACGAGGGGGGUGACAGCAGUGAACAGGGCUUGCUGAUCAGCGAGACUGUUGUUCCGGGGUUCGAAUACGCCGACCACGACUUCAUGACUGCAGAGCGAAUGGCGGAGGCUUUAGGUAAGGAAUCUAGGGAAGAAUUGCAGUGGCUGUUGAACACGGACGAACAGCGCCGGCUGCCGGGCGUGCUUGAGACGAUGGGCAAAAAGUAG
Molecule: messenger RNA, 696 nt
Organism: Fonsecaea erecta
Lineage: Eukaryota; Fungi; Ascomycota; Eurotiomycetes; Chaetothyriales; Herpotrichiellaceae
Exons: 1
Coding region: 1-696 (231 amino acids)
Cellular component (GO): intracellular anatomical structure
Source: RefSeq, a predicted model, not a curated record